Messenger RNA from Meira miltonrushii, 2352 nucleotides. Its product is annotated as putative VPS1-member of the dynamin family of GTPase. NCBI's taxonomy places the organism in Eukaryota, Fungi, Basidiomycota, Exobasidiomycetes, Exobasidiales, Brachybasidiaceae. The record is from RefSeq and is a predicted model, not a curated record. Gene Ontology annotation, molecular function: microtubule binding; GTP binding; GTPase activity. Gene Ontology annotation, cellular component: microtubule; membrane; cytoplasm. Gene Ontology annotation, biological process: peroxisome organization. The transcript has a single exon. Bases 154 to 2247 code for a protein of 697 amino acids.
UGUUGUUGCACUCCAUCAUCAAACACCUUUUACACUGCCACUUACCACAACCAUAUUGACCUGGCCAUAAACGGCAAAACAGGGAAAGAGAAGAGUAGCCUCCAUUCACACCAUAUCACUCUCACUCUAGCUGAACACUCACAAACACACAAGAUGGCGAUGGACCAAUCGCUCAUCAAAUUGGUGAAUAAGCUGCAAGAUGCUUUCACAAAUGUUGGCAUUCAAAAUCCAAUCGAUUUACCACAAAUUACAGUUUUGGGAAGUCAAUCAUCCGGUAAAUCAUCCGUACUGGAAAAUAUUGUAGGUCGUGAUUUCUUACCUCGUGGAACAGGUAUCGUUACAAGAAGACCUUUAGUGCUCCAAUUGAUCAACAGACCUGCAGGAGGAGGCGUCGCACCAACAACUUCAACAACAAAUGGCGUAAAACAAGAAAGUACUCAAUUACCCUCCAAGCCUGGCGAGACAAACCCAGAUGAAUGGGGAGAAUUCUUGCAUUUGCCUGGAGAGAAAUUUCACGAUUUCAAUAAGAUUCGUGAAGAGAUUGUAAGAGAUACAGAAUUAAAGACGGGAAAGAAUGCAGGAAUCAGUCCACAACCGAUCAAUCUUCGUAUCUACAGUCCAAACGUCUUGACUCUUACCCUGGUCGAUUUGCCUGGUUUGACAAAGGUUCCAGUAGGUGACCAACCUCGCGAUAUCGAAAGACAGAUUCGGGACAUGGUUCUCAAAUUCAUUGCUAAGCCAAAUGCUGUCAUUCUUGCAGUCACUGCUGCCAAUACCGAUUUGGCAAACUCUGAUGGUUUGAAAUUGGCAAGAGAGGUCGAUCCUGAAGGUACAAGAACGGUUGGUGUAUUGACAAAGGUGGAUUUGAUGGAUCAAGGUACAGAUGUGGUCGAUAUUCUUGCAGGAAGGGUGAUUCCUUUGCGUCUCGGCUACGUUCCAGUCGUCAAUCGUGGACAACGCGAUAUCGAUCAGCACAAGAAAGUCAGCGCAGCACUGGAUGCAGAGAAAGAUUUCUUCCAAAAUCACCCAAGCUAUCGCAGCAAAGCACAAUACUGUGGAACACCAUUCUUGGCUCGUAAGCUCAACACGAUCUUGAUGCACCACAUCCGCAACACUUUGCCUGAUAUCAAAGCCAAGAUCUCGACUCAAUUGCAGAAGUUCCAAGCUGAACUCACAUCUUUGGGUGGUCCUCUCGGUGACGCCAAUAGCGGAAAUAUCGUCUUGACAAUCAUCACAGAAUUUUGCAACGAAUUCAGAACCGUAAUUGAUGGAAAUUCAAACGAUCUCAGUGUGGCUGAACUUGCUGGUGGUGCUCGUAUCAGCUUUGUAUUCCACGAAGUCUUUUCAAAUGGUGUCAAGGCUAUUGAUCCAUUUGAUCAAGUUAAAGAUGCCGACAUUCGCACAAUUCUGUACAACUCUUCCGGUUCAUCGCCCGCUCUAUUCGUUGGUACUACAGCAUUCGAAGUGAUCGUCAAGCAACAGAUCAAGAGACUAGAGGAUCCCGCAUUGAAGUGUGUCAGUUUAGUAUACGACGAACUCGUCCGUAUUCUUGCACAACUGUUAAACAAGAAUCAGUCUUUCCGCCGUUUCCCUGCCUUACGUGAGAAGUUCAACUCGGUCGUCAUUUCAUUCUUCAAGAGAUGUCUACAGCCUACAACCAAACUUGUCACAGAUAUUGUUCUUGCUGAAGCCUGUUACUUGAACACAGGACACCCUGAUUUCAUCUCUGGACAUCGUGCUAUGGCUCUCGUAUCAGAGCGUCAUACACAUGCUCCACCUGAGCCGAAGAAGGGCAUUGCUAAUCCCAAUGCGGUCAACAAUGAUAAAGAUCUUAAUGUGGACAUCAAAGAUCAAGGAUUCUUUGGAAGCUUCUUUGCUGGAGGCAAAGCAAAUCAAAAAGAACGCGCUCGUCAUGCAACGAUGGAUUCUCCACCACCUCAAUUACGUGCAAGCGGUCAAUUAACCGAACGUGAACAAAUUGAAGUUGAAGUGAUCAGGAUGCUUAUCACAUCUUACUUUAAUAUCGUCAAGAGAACGAUUAUUGAUAUGAUACCUAAAGCAACGAUGCUUCAUUUGGUUUCAUUCGCAAAAGAUUCUUUACAACGUGAAUUACUCAAAGAACUUUAUCAAUCUGAAGUGAUGAACGAAUUGAUGCGCGAAAGUGAUCAUGUCGUUACACGAAGAAAGGAAUGUGUAAAGAUGAUUGGUGCUUUGGAACAAGCAUCAGAAAUUAUUGCUACCGUUUAAAAUGGUUGUAUACCGUUUUGGAAAUGAAAAAUGAAAGAAAAGCGAGAAAGAUUUUUAUUACACACUCUCUUAUAUCUUUAUAGAGGAAAGAAGUAUAUUUACUUC